ACUAGCCAACCAGCCCUUUGUCGGACAGAUACCGCCAGACAUAUCAGUACAGAUUGGGAGAAGCCACUGAACUGGCUGGGGGAACAGCUCCACUCCUUGAGGCAGUGACUGCCCCCCCCCUCCGCCACCACCACAAACAAGAGAGGGGCCCCAGCACCCCCCAUUUCCUGUGGCUGAAUACUUGGCAUCCCUCCUCCUGCUCCUUGCCAGAAGCCCCCCCACCCCACCGAAGGGGGUCUGUAUUUUCUAUUGCUGGCCUGGCUUGACUCAUCUCUGCUGAUGUGUCACAUUUUUUGGAUUUUUCUCUUCAUCCUCCAUCCAUCCGGAUAUUUCUGGGAAAAAACAGGAUCUGGCUGCCCCUGUGUCCACUGCCCCACUUGGGCUAAACUCAGCAGCCAUCGCUCUCAGUCCCAGGAAAACUCCAGCUGCCAAACUUGCUGCAGCCAAGGAGACGGGACAGCUGCUUUUGAGCUCAGUGUUGUGAAGCGGAGAAAGAGAGAGGAUGCUAGAGGAGGCCUGAUCCUUCCCAGCCCCAUUGCCACUGCUGGGGCUCUGAGGGACUGCAAUGGAGGCAGAGCAGCAGCCUUGAAUUCGGACAGACCCUGCGCUUGGUGCCACUGAGGAGCCACCAUGGAGACCCACAAGCGGGAGAUGGAGCUGCUGAGCAACAGUAUAGCAGCCUAUGCACACAUCCGAGAUCACCCUGAGAGCUUUGGCCUUUAUUUCGUGCUGGGGGUCUGCUUUGGCCUUGUCUUGACCCUCUGCCUGCUGGUCAUCCACAUCUCAUGGCAGCCUCAGGCCAUCCCCCGCAAGCCCCGAAAAAGCCUACGCGACUUCAGUGAAGAUGAGGACGAGGAGGAUGAUGACGAUGAGGAAGAAGACACCAUUGACCAAGCGGCUUCUGAGCCCCCCUUGGCUAUGACGGAGCUGCCGCUGGAGGCCCACUCCACCCCUGAUGGGACCCUCACCGUCAACGUCUUUGCCUCGGCGGAAGAGCUGGAGCGUGCCCAGCGGCUGGAGGAGCGGGAACGCAUCCUCCGGGAGAUCUGGCGCAACGGGCAGCCUGACAUCCUGGGCACAGGCACUGGCACCAUUGGCAGAGUCCAUUACUAUUGACCCAUGGUUGGCCAUGGUCACAUUCCUCAUCCGGGCAGGGUGGACUGCUACUGAACUCUUGAACCCCCUUGUCUCACCCCAAGGGAUUUAUGGUUAAUCACUUCACCCAGCCAGUAUCUCAAACAUUGCGAGACCUGCCCUGAUGCCAGAUAAGAGGCAGCCGGUAUUGCACAGGGGUGAGAGAGGAUCAAGUGACAGUGAUAAAAUGGCAAGAAGGACCAAGAUGAGUUAGUUAAACUGUUGGACAGCAAAUUCAAGGACUCUGCUCCUUUUCCUCCUGGGAACUUGAGAGGGAAGGCAGUGCAAGCCUAGUAAAGGAGCACACAGAACUAAUGCCAGUUCCUUUGUUUAUGUGUGAGGACUAUUCCUGAUUUUCACAAUGGACAUGUGUAGGGAACAUGGAAAGUGGUGUAGCAGUGCCCACUGCAGUAACAGAAAGGUACGGGGGUUGCAGUUCACCAGCCUGAACAGACCAAAGUCAGUACUUGCAUGCAGGACUCUGGCUUGCAUUGUGCUUAACUGAUUUAGUAGGCAAAAAAGGAAUAUGGUGCUCUUGGGGAGGAUUGUGGUGGCAGCAGGGGUGGUGGUGGUGUCUUCUUGCACCUGUCCAGGUACCUCUAAAGGGAUGGGUUGGAGGGAAUAGACUGCAAGGACCUUCGACCCACCUGUGCACAACCACAUACCAAGGGAGACAGAUCAACUGUGACAAAGUUCUGUAUCUCCCUUUUUCCUGGCUGUGUUGGAAGCCUGUUUUUUCUCCUACCCCUCCCAAAUGGUGCUUAUUAUUUCAAGGAGUUGCAUAGGGAACAGGUAAGUGCCAACUUCAGUAUUUUUCCACACUACCAGGAAACUCCCAGUGAAUUCUCAGGGUGCAGCACUUCAUCUCAUCCCACCUUCAGCCAGGUUGAUGCACAACUGGGGCGCAUCCUGCAGGGAGGCAGCUUGGGGAUGAUCCCAGCACUUCCUUUGCUGCCUGACUCCUCUCAUCCCACAAUCAGGGUGUGGUUUGACUGAGUAUUAUCAAGCAGCAGCAUUGUCCAGUGGCCUUUAUGGCUCUUUUCCCUGAUGGAAAAAGGGGGGGGGAUUAGCAACCUUCCCACUGGUCCUGUGGGACUUUGUGCCUGGUGCCCAUGUACCCCAGAGGGGGACUCUUUCAACUUUGCACAGACCCAUGUUGUACACAGGACCUUGGUUUUUAACAGGCCGGUAAACUUUUGUGUAAAAAUGUGCCUUAUCUUUCAUAAACAUCAUUCCAGUUUUCCACAA
Messenger RNA from Podarcis muralis (Common wall lizard), 2382 nucleotides. It is a transcript of the gene EVA1B, whose product is annotated as eva-1 homolog B. The record is from RefSeq and is a predicted model, not a curated record. Lineage: Eukaryota; Metazoa; Chordata; Lepidosauria; Squamata; Lacertidae.